AUGUCCGUUAUUGCACACGUCGACCACGGAAAAUCUACGCUCACCGAUUCGCUUGUAUCCAAGGCCGGUAUUAUUUCUUCACAGAAAGCUGGCGAAGCACGUUUCACAGAUACUCGUGCUGACGAACAGGAACGUUGUAUCACGAUUAAAUCUACAGCCAUUUCAAUGUAUUUUGAAUUGCCAAAAGAUGAUCUAGUAGAUGUAAAGCAAAAGACUGAUGGCAACGAAUUCUUGAUUAAUUUGAUUGAUUCUCCUGGACACGUGGACUUUUCAUCUGAAGUAACAGCUGCUCUUCGAGUUACUGACGGUGCCUUGGUUGUUGUUGAUUGUAUUGAGGGUGUUUGUGUACAAACAGAAACCGUGUUACGUCAAGCCCUUACUGAACGAAUCAAGCCCGUAGUAAUUAUUAACAAAGUCGAUCGUGCCCUGCUAGAAUUACAACUUACCAAAGAAGAUUUGUAUACAUCCUUCCAACGUACAAUUGAAUCGGUAAAUGUCAUCGUUUCAACUUAUUUCGACCAAAGUCUUGGGGAAAUUCAAGUUUAUCCUGAAAAGGGUACUGUCGCUUUUGGAUCCGGACUUCAUGGUUGGGGGUUCACCCUUCGUCAGUUUGCCAAACGAUAUUCUAAAAAAUUCGGUGUUGACCAAGAAAAAAUGAUGCAAAAACUUUGGGGUGAAAACUUUUUCAAUCCUAAAACAAAGAAAUGGACCAAGCAAGCUGGUGACAACACUGAACGAGCUUUCUGCAUGUUCGUCUUGGACCCUAUCUUUAAAUUGUUUGAUGCCAUUAUGAACUUUAAGAAAGAUGAAGCUGCAAAGAUGAUCGAAAAAUUGGAAAUUACCUUAAAAAGUGAAGAAAGAGAAUUGGAAGGAAAAGCCCUUCUUAAGGUCGUAAUGCGAAAAUUCUUACCUGCCUCAGACGCUUUACUAGAAAUGAUAGUAAUCCACCUUCCAUCACCUGUAACCGCACAAAAGUAUCGAGCUGAAAUGUUAUACGAGGGUCCUGCUGACGAUGAAUGUGCCAUCGGUAUUCGUGACUGUGAUCCCCAUGCACCACUUAUGUUGUACAUAUCUAAAAUGGUACCGACAUCUGAUAAAGGUCGUUUCUAUGCUUUUGGACGUGUAUUCUCUGGUACUGUUAGAUCUGGUCUUAAAGUUCGUAUCCAAGGUCCUAACUAUCUACCCGGUAAAAAGGAUGAUUUGUUCGUCAAAUCUAUUCAACGUACAAUUCUUAUGAUGGGCCGUUAUGUUGAACCUAUCGAAGAUUGUCCUGCCGGUAACAUCGUUGGUCUUGUUGGUGUAGAUCAAUAUUUACUCAAAUCUGGUACUAUUACCACUUCGGAUUCUGCUCAUAAUUUGAAGGUCAUGAAGUUUUCAGUGUCACCUGUCGUUAAAGUAGCUGUUGACGUAAAGAAUGCAAACGACUUACCUAAAUUAGUUGAAGGAUUAAAACGUUUAUCUAAAUCAGAUCCUUGUGUGCAAGUUAGUACUUCUGAAUCCGGUGAGCAUAUUGUAGCUGGCGCAGGAGAAUUACAUUUGGAAAUUUGUUUAAAGGAUUUAGAAGAAGAUCAUGCUCAAGUUCCAAUCAAGACUGGUGAUCCGGUAGUAUCAUAUAGAGAAACUGUUCAAGCUGAGUCAUCAAUAACCGCCUUAUCUAAAUCACCGAAUAAACAUAACCGUAUAUUUAUGAAAGCUUCUCCGUUACAAGAAGAGCUAUCAAACGAUAUCGAAGCGGGUAAAGUUACUCCACGUGAUGAUUUCAAAGCACGUGCACGUAUCCUCGCCGAAACGUAUGGCUGGGAUGUUACUGAUGCUCGUAAGAUCUGGUGUUUCGGACCUGAUACCACUGGUCCAAAUCUGUUAGUAGAUACGACCAAGGGAGUUCAAUACCUUAAUGAAAUUAAGGACUCUUGCAUUGCUGCCUUUCAAUGGGCCACAAAAGAAGGUGUUUGCGCUGAAGAAAAUAUGCGUUCCUGCCGUUUCAACGUUCUUGAUGUAGUCUUGCAUGCUGAUGCUAUACAUCGUGGUGGUGGUCAAAUCAUUCCUACUUGUCGUCGUGUCAUUUAUGCUUCAGCUUUAACAGCCAUCCCUGGUCUCUUGGAACCUGUUUUCCUUGUCGAAAUCCAAUGUCCUGAAGGUGCUAUGGGUGGUAUUUAUGGUGUUUUGAAUAGACGUCGUGGUCACGUCUUUGCUGAAGAACAACGUCCUGGUACUCCAUUGUAUAACAUAAAAGCUUACUUACCUGUAAAUGAAUCCUUCGGUUUUACUGCCGAUCUUCGUUCAAAUACAGGAGGACAAGCUUUCCCUCAAGCUGUAUUCUCUCAUUGGCAACUUAUGAACGGAAAUCCACUAGAAGCCGGUAAAGUAGCAGACAUUGUUAAGGGAAUAAGAAAGAGAAAAGGCGGUGGCGGUAAUAAAAUCACCGAUAUUGUCUUGCGAAAAAUUACGUAUUGCUUGGACUUUGGUUUUGGAAUAAUCCAAGCUGGUGGUGUCAACUGCACGUUAAUGGUAGUGAGGUGGUGGGCAUUGGUAUCUAUUGGCAAGUUGGUCAACUUUAAGGAAAAUUCCAUCUUAGCCGGUCAUCAUUAA
Messenger RNA from Funneliformis mosseae, 2589 nucleotides. The record is from the annotation of a GenBank genome assembly. NCBI's taxonomy places the organism in Eukaryota, Fungi, Glomeromycota, Glomeromycetes, Glomerales, Glomeraceae.